CAGAAGGGGAGAGGAAAGAGAGAAAGAUAGUAGACCAAGGCACUGAAAUUUGAAAAGACGGGUCAAAGUGUGAAGAUACAUGCAUCGAAGUGAAAAGAAAGCUUCUAUAAAUUGUGCAGUACACUGCACCUUCACCAAGCCACCACCAUCUCUCCUCCGCCUGCAAUUUGAUAUCUUCAUAUCAAUAUUAGCAUGACAUCGUUUCUCGAUACCAUUGUGAAUUCUACAGGCCGGGAGCAUCAUGGAGACGCUGCAAAUAUUUUUUCAGAUUGCUUUGAUUACUACUUUUCUUUGGAAGCCAAAUCACAGAUUGCUAAUGUCGCAGCGACUGAAGCAAGCGAGAGUUUCGAUAUCAAGAGUUCAGUGUCAGUGCAAGUUGAUAACUCAGGGCCUUCACCGACCGGAAGCUCCAUCACUGCUAAGCCCUGUAAGGAAGAAAAGGAAAGCAAGAAUAGUGAGAAAUUAAGGAGCAAGAGAGGAGUUAAUGGAGGAGCACAGAAGGGAAAAGAGGCUAAAGGAGUGAAAUUUGAGGAGCCCCCUAAAGGAGUUAUUCAUGUGAGAGCGAGGAGAGGGGAAGCAACUGAUAGCCACAGCCUCGCAGAAAGGCUAAGAAGGGAGAGGAUAAGUGAAAAAAUGAAGAUUUUGCAAAGCCUUGUUCCUGGCUGUGACAGGAUAAAAGGAAAACAGCUGAUCUUGGAGGAGAUUAUCAACUACGUGCAAUGUUUACAGAAUCAGAUUGAGAUUCUCUCCAUGAAGCUUGUUUCCAUGAGUUCAUUAACUGGAAUCGACCUUGAUAGCCCCAUGGAUCAAGCAGAGGCAAUUCCAGGCCCAGUGCCAAAUGAUUACCAAAUGAUGGAGCAGUAUUUGGAGCCUUGUCUUUUAGCGCCAGAGCAUGGACCCAACUUGCUGUCGUCUCAGGAUGGUAUCAGCCUGCUGAUGGAAGGGCUAAACCAGACACAAGGAUCUCCAAAUCACGAGGAGUUUAAUUACUUAAUUAAUUAGAAAAUGUUACCUCAAAAGUAGGAGUCGAAUGUUUUUGUUCUUUAAUUUUUCGCAUGUAUCAUCACUCUUCCUGGAGUUCAUAUAUCAACACAUAUAUGAUAAAUAAAU
This is a messenger RNA of Zingiber officinale, 1110 nucleotides long. RefSeq names its product transcription factor bHLH137-like. Gene Ontology annotation, molecular function: DNA-binding transcription factor activity; protein dimerization activity. The record is from RefSeq and is a predicted model, not a curated record. The transcript has 7 exons. NCBI's taxonomy places the organism in Eukaryota, Viridiplantae, Streptophyta, Magnoliopsida, Zingiberales, Zingiberaceae. The coding region runs from base 193 to 1002 and encodes 269 amino acids. Gene Ontology annotation, cellular component: nucleus. Gene Ontology annotation, biological process: regulation of DNA-templated transcription.